GCACCCCUAUAAAACCAGGAGCUGGGAACGUGUCAACAUCAUUCGCCGACAACUUCCCGUGAUAACGUGUACCCGAACGAAGCGAUGAUCGGUUUCGCCGUAUUUUCGUCUUUCAAUCGUUUUACGACCAUUUUCGUCUGCGUACUUCUGUGCGUGGUCUACUUGCUGUCAUAUGCCUCUGGGGAAUACGAUGGUAGAGACUCAUCAAGUGGCUCGAAUAAUGACAGAGCACCAAGCAACGAGUUUGGUUCGUGCACCGACGGCAAGUGUAUCAAACGUACUUCGCAGGAUAUCACUAGUGGUAUGUGGUUUGGCCCCCGACUUGGACGAAGACGCAGAGCGGAUCGAAAACCAGAGAUUAAUUCUGAUAUUGAGGCGUUCGCCAACGCAUUUGAGGAACCACAUUGGGCCAUUGUUACGAUUCCAGAAACAGAGAAACGACAGAUAACACAAUUCACACCCCGUUUGGGAAGAGAAUCGGGUGAGGAUUAUUUUUCAUAUGGAUUUCCAAAGGAUCAAGAAGAAUUAUACACGGAGGAACAGAUAUAUCUACCUUUAUUUGCAUCACGUCUAGGACGUCGAGUACCCUGGACACCAUCUCCCAGACUUGGACGUCAGUUGCACAAUAUUGUUGAUAAACCUAGACAAAAUUUUAACGAUCCACGCUUUUAAGACUGGUUUGAUGUUCUGGAUGAUUAAUAGCUAAUGAUAUAGUGUAAUUAAGAUCAUAUUAAGGAAAUAAAGGACUUGUAUU
This is a messenger RNA of Apis mellifera (honey bee), 754 nucleotides long. It is a transcript of the gene Pban, whose product is annotated as pheromone biosynthesis-activating neuropeptide. The record is from RefSeq and is marked validated. Gene Ontology annotation, biological process: neuropeptide signaling pathway. NCBI's taxonomy places the organism in Eukaryota, Metazoa, Arthropoda, Insecta, Hymenoptera, Apidae. Gene Ontology annotation, molecular function: neuropeptide hormone activity.